UAUUUAGUCUGGCGCUGCAGUCACACGCAUAGCAAAACAUUACUGGCCCAUGGUUAGUGCCCUUUGGUAUGUUUUCUGAGCUAUGGAUGAAGGUUCAAAUCCUAGACAACAUAUUCAAAAUGUCUGAAAGCGAUCUUAAAUUUACGAGUGAAGAAAGUGUAAACAAAAGCAAUAAAUUGACUGUUACUCCUAUUCCCGAACAAGCAAUUAAUGUAAUAGUAAUGGAAAAGGAGCAAGAACUUCCUCAAAAAAAAGUGCGAAUAGAUUUACAGUCUUUACCCACCCGCCAAUAUUUAGACCAAACUGUAGCCCCUAUUUUAUUGCAAGGUUUAAUGUUACUUGCAAGGGAGAGGCCUCCAGAUCCUAUAAGUUAUUUGGCCGCUUAUCUACUUAAAAACAAAAUGACUUUUGAUCAAUGCUCAGGAACUCCACCAACUGGUACACAAACAUGACUCCUAGAUCAAUGCUAGAUCUCAUUCCCUUAAGUUUUACUUUAAUUUAAACACGAGA
This is a messenger RNA of Ctenocephalides felis (cat flea), 510 nucleotides long. RefSeq names its product protein dpy-30 homolog. Gene Ontology annotation, cellular component: Set1C/COMPASS complex. The record is from RefSeq and is a predicted model, not a curated record. The coding region runs from base 69 to 452 and encodes 127 amino acids. NCBI's taxonomy places the organism in Eukaryota, Metazoa, Arthropoda, Insecta, Siphonaptera, Pulicidae. The transcript has 3 exons.